Molecule: messenger RNA, 764 nt
Organism: Sinocyclocheilus grahami
Lineage: Eukaryota; Metazoa; Chordata; Actinopteri; Cypriniformes; Cyprinidae
Product: inositol 1,4,5-trisphosphate receptor type 1-like
Exons: 7
Coding region: 24-749 (241 amino acids)
Biological process (GO): calcium ion transport
Cellular component (GO): endoplasmic reticulum
Molecular function (GO): inositol 1,4,5 trisphosphate binding; inositol 1,4,5-trisphosphate-gated calcium channel activity
Source: RefSeq, a predicted model, not a curated record
ACUGUCUGUUCAAGUUGUGUCCAAUGAACAGGUACUCAGCCCAGAAACAGUUCUGGAAAGCAGCAAAACCUGGUGGAAACAGCACCACAGACACCGUACUCCUCAACAAAUUACAUCAUGCUGCUGAUCUAGAGAAGAAACAGAAUGAAUCAGAAAACCGGAAGCUGCUGGGAACUGUGAUACAGUACGGAAAUGUUAUUCAGCUGUUGCAUUUAAAAAGCAAUAAGUACCUUACGGUGAAUAAACGACUGCCUGCUUUGCUGGAAAAGAACGCCAUGCGUGUGACGCUGGACUCGGCUGGAAAUGAAGGUUCCUGGUUCUACAUACAGCCCUUUUACAAACUCCGCUCCAUAGGAGACAGUGUUGUUAUUGGGGAUAAAGUGGUUUUGAAUCCCGUAAAUGCAGGACAGCCUCUACAUGCCAGCAGCCAUCAGUUGGUGGACAAUCCUGGCUGCAACGAGGUGAACUCGGUGAACUGCAACACUAGCUGGAAGAUUGUUUUAUUUAUGAAAUGGAGUGACAACAAGGAAGCCAUUCUUAAAGGGGGUGACGUGGUUCGGCUGUUUCAUGCCGAGCAGGAGAAGUUUCUCACUUGCGAUGAACACAGGAAGAAGCAAUAUGUGUUCCUGCGAACCACCGGCCGCCAGUCCGCCACCUCUGCCACCAGCAGCAAAGCAUUGUGGGAAGUGGAGGCUGUAAAGAACUUUGAAAUAACUAAAAUCAUUUGCCGAAGUGAUAUGGACAUGUAAUGUGGUCAAGACCUG